AUGAGCACAAGAAUACGGCAUAUUGACCCGAGUCUAGGCGAGGGUGUCAGACCUCCCACGGGCUCCGGAACAGAGACAAUGACAACGACGCAAUCACCAAACCCAAAGCCACAUGGGAGCAACAUUCGAUGUGGUGGAUCCGCCCGCGAUGAUCUGCUAGCCAGCCAUUCCAGCACGUUCCCGCACGUUGCUCCACUUUACAUGACCCUCAGGUUUCGCUUUCUUUAUGAACCACAAAAUGUCAUCGUUCCUGCCGGCCGAUCUCUGGAGGGAUCCGCUGCGUUGAAUCCAUCCUACAAAUGCGAAAUUUAUCCGCCCACCCAGUAUAAACCACGAAACCCCCUCCCAGACGCGGCCAUGAGCCAGUUCGUCUCAUCAGAUUAUCACGAGUGGGCAAGCACUUCGUCACGCCGUCAGAGUACGGUGUCAACUUCCACAGUGUCGUCCGCUUCCACCAGCAUCCUUUACCCGACCCCCGCGAGCUCACCUGGUUCCAGCUCGCGAAAACAGUCAUGGCAGUACUUUGACGAGGUAAUAAGGUUGGAGUUAAACCCCUCAAUGACGAUUAAUUUCGUCAAAAGUGGGCAACUAUUCAAAUUACGCUAUACGUGGAUCGACGUGUGCAAAGAUUCGACGGGGGCCCUUAAAUGCCUUGAACUUGGGGGAGGUCUCGGCCAACAAACUCCCUUUGUACAUGCUUUCCAUCACACCAAACUCCCCGUUCCACACCUCGAACAUCCUAAAGAAUCCUCCGACUACCCACUUCGCGUAUCAUUUCUCGAGCAUCAGACCGUCCAGACAGCCCAUGUGGUAUUCAUGACACAGCUAUCUUAUAAAUUUGAGAAUUGGGAGGAUUGUGUCCUCUUUCAAGAAAUCCUUCUUGGAUCCAAACUUGUGUUUAUUGGUGGCAUGGCCGAGGCCAAAUCAAAGGGCCGCGGCGAGGAGUGCAUUAGCCAAAACCUGCGCAUUCUACGCGGACAGAACAACAAGCGCGUCAUGCUCUAUUUCGCCAACUCACAACGCGGGGGGCUAAAGAGAUAUGUGUCUCUUCCACUUAAUUGCGUUGCCAGCAUCAAGCCACCCAAAAAGGCCGGUCGGCCGGUGACGGUGGAAUUAAGUCCGAACUUCGAAAUCUUAUCGCAGAUGAGAAACUUUCAAAUUCAGUUCCUUGAUGAUAAUGGUCAGUGCACAACCACAACCCUUUCUCGAUAG
This is a messenger RNA of Penicillium cosmopolitanum, 1212 nucleotides long. RefSeq lists its product as uncharacterized. The coding region runs from base 1 to 1212 and encodes 403 amino acids. The record is from RefSeq and is a predicted model, not a curated record. The transcript is spliced from 6 exons. Lineage: Eukaryota; Fungi; Ascomycota; Eurotiomycetes; Eurotiales; Aspergillaceae.